AUGAAGGCGAACCCCAUGACCCCAUUCAGCAAAACCGAGCCUAGCAUGCAGAAUGGGACUUCCAUUGCCGGGUAUGUCAUCUCUUCGCCGCAACUGGAGAGCAUUCCAAUUGACCAUGCUAUUCCAUCACUCGACCAACCGGAGCUAUUCAGAAAUGUAGUGAAGAAAAACUCGGCAGAAUGCCUGUCAGGAGAACAAACCCACAGGACCGUAAAGAUAGCGAUAAAGGCACAGACAUGA
This is a messenger RNA of Aspergillus nidulans FGSC A4, 240 nucleotides long. RefSeq lists its product as uncharacterized. Lineage: Eukaryota; Fungi; Ascomycota; Eurotiomycetes; Eurotiales; Aspergillaceae. The transcript has 2 exons. Bases 1 to 240 code for a protein of 79 amino acids. The record is from RefSeq and is a predicted model, not a curated record.